CGUACCUGCUGAGUGAGAUCCCCAAGCUGUUGGAGCUCCCUCUGCGGUCCAGCAGGUGGCGGUAGCUGACCGUGGUUUGGAGCUGCGCCGCAGAGCCUACAGAAGAAGGAGGAGCGCUGUCAUGGCGGCCAAGGUGGUGAUUCUGGCCGUCCCGGCGGUGAUGGGCAUAGCCUCCAUCCGUGUGUAUACUUUGAGCGAAGUGCACACUGAUGGACUGUUAACUCGAGAAAAGCUGAACAUCUACACCCCGCUGCCACCUUCGGCUCAGGCCCAGUUUGUUCCAGAGAGGCCUGGUGUUAUUCAGAAAGGGUUAACCACAGCGAGAGAGGGCAUACUACCAAUCGUCCUGGCUGUUAAGGGUGCCUGUGUUUCUGUGAAAACAAGAAGUGUAAAUCUAUACCAUGCAGGAGAGGAUGUGUACUAUUACUUGAAAGACCCUCCCCCGGGGUUUCUACCGAGAUUUGGCACCAUCACCAUGGCCGGCCUGCUUGGCAUGUUCUUGGCACGGAAAGGCUCUCAUUUCAAGAAGACGGCCGUUCCACUGGGCCUGAUGAGUGCCGGAGCGUCAGUGUGCUACCCGGCUCAAACAGUGGCUGUGCUAAAGGUGACGGGUAAGAAGGUGUAUGCUGUAGGUCAUUGGAGCAGCGCCACAGUGUCUUCACUGUUCGCCUCAAAGCCCCAGGAGCCGCUCGCCAAAGAGAUUGCUGCUUCACAACCGCAGACAACUACAGUGCCAAAUCCAGAGUCAGCAGCCCGGAGCUCCACAAUCACAGAGGCAGAGGUGGAAUCAGCUGAGUCUGUUCCUGUCUCUGAUGAGCCCGCUGUCAUAAGAGAAGAGGUGUCAUCAGUAACACUCACAGAGAUUUCACUCGACCAGACCUCCACAGAGACCAACGCAGAUCCUGUGGCACAUUCAGUGCCAGCAGAGACGGAGGCCACCACAACCUCUGAGGAAAUACCUGCACCUGUUGCAAGUGAGGAGCCUUCAGACACAAAACAAGCAGCAGAGGAUGUGUCCACUGACGUCGCCAGCCCAGCCGAGCCCACUGCAAGCGAAGAAGCGGAGACGGUAGAGUCUGCCCCAAUGGAGGCCAAUCCAGCCGAGGCUGCUCUAAUAGAGGCCGCUCCUGUGGAGGCUACCCUGGCCGAGUCUGCCCCUGUGGAGGCUACCCUGGCCAAGUCUGCCUCAGCCGAGUCUGCCCCUGUGGAGGCUGCCCCUGCCGAGUCUGCCCCUGUGGAGGCUGCCCCAGCCGAGUCUGCCCCAGCCGAGUCUGUCCCUGCAGAGUCUGCCCCUGUGGAUGUGGCCCCUGUGGAUGUGGCCCCUGUGGAUGUGGCCCCUGUGGAUGUGGCCCCAAUCGAGUCUGACACAGUCGAGGCUGCCCCAGUCGAGGCUGCCCCUGUGGAGGCUGCCCCAGUCGAGGCUGCCCCAGUCGAGGCUGCCCCAGUCGAGGCUGCCCCAGUCGAGUCCAUCCCUUCCUCUGAAGAACCACCUGCUCUUACGGCCUUAGAUGACCCAACAGAGCCAGUUGUCGAAUCGGCUGAGCCAGAACUUGCUGCUCAACCUGAGCUGGCUGACCCGCCACAAGUUGCUGCUGUGGAGGAGACACUCGUACCACCUUCUCAACAGCCUGCAGCUGAAAACAGCAAAGGGGGCUCCAGCUUCCAGCCAGACCCUGCUCUGAUGGACUUCGGUCAGUCCAGCCCCGAGGAUGAAGACCUGUACAGCACACGCAGCUGAGAGAGCACAGCAGGAGAAACCUCGAUCCCACACUGCCAUCUCAUUCAGAUCCACUGAUCUCUGUAUAAUUAUGCAUUAUGUAAAUAGGUCAUUUUGCAAGCAAGCAAGAGUUAGAAAGUCUUGCAUCAUCAUUUCCACUCUCAUUUCUCUGGCCCACAUCAUUCAUAUUUCCACAGAAAAGAUCCAAGUACAUAUGCUUUAUUGCAGCAAAGCAGCAGUUCCCGUACACAGUCGGUUUGCAUAGAAAGAAACACAGAAAAAAAACACCCACAACAGGUCUUGUUAUCCACAGAUGGCAGAUUGUGAUUUGUUUUGUGUCAUUUAACAAUUAUUAGCUUUUGUGCAACAGCUUUCACAAUCAUGAGUGCAUGGUGUUUUAUUUAUUGUAAUUUAGCCCACUGCGUUAGUUUGCUGAAAACACUUCACAUGUGCUGGUAAUGGUUACAGGAGGGACUAGUGCUGUUCAUUUUCUUACAUCAAAGAAUAUCUUCAGUUGUUAAGCAAAAAUAAAUAUAUUUUUCAUGAU
Molecule: messenger RNA, 2264 nt
Organism: Cottoperca gobio
Lineage: Eukaryota; Metazoa; Chordata; Actinopteri; Perciformes; Bovichtidae
Gene: apool
Product: apolipoprotein O-like
Exons: 12
Coding region: 122-1738 (538 amino acids)
Biological process (GO): cristae formation
Cellular component (GO): MICOS complex
Source: RefSeq, a predicted model, not a curated record